This is a messenger RNA of Haliotis rufescens (red abalone), 1133 nucleotides long. RefSeq names its product peroxidase-like protein 3. Bases 1 to 954 code for a protein of 317 amino acids. Gene Ontology annotation, molecular function: peroxidase activity; heme binding. Lineage: Eukaryota; Metazoa; Mollusca; Gastropoda; Lepetellida; Haliotidae. The transcript is spliced from 4 exons. Gene Ontology annotation, biological process: response to oxidative stress. The record is from RefSeq and is a predicted model, not a curated record.
AUGUUUGUCCGCGAACACAAUCGUCUUGUCAAAGAACUUGCUGAUGUCAUGCCAUCGACCAUUCCUGAUAAAGUCUUGUUUGAAGAGGCCAGAAAGAUCGUGUCAGCCAUCAUCCAACAAGUCACCUACCGCGAAUGGCUGCCCAUUAUUGUUGGGCCCUUGGCCAUGAGGAAGUACAGACUGACCCCUGGCUUCAGCUUCAGGUACAACUUCACCCAAAACCCCACCAUCUACAACGUUUUCGCCACCGCCGCCUUCAGAUACGGCCACUCCACCAUUCCACGUUUCCUGACCCUCGGAGAUCGACGUGUACCCAUAGAACAGCUCUUCUUCAGGCCUUCUGAGGUCAUCAAAGAUCUGGACACCGUGCUGAAGGCUAUCCUCAAGGACAGACAUCAGGAGGUUAACCGAUUCAUCAACAGUGGGAUGACUGAGCAUUUGUUUGAGACGUCGGGCAAUAAUGGCUUUGACAUCGUGUCCUUGAACAUUCAGAGAGGUCGUGACCACGGCCUGCCAUCAUACAACAGCUUUCGCAAGGCAUGUCAGCUAUCGGAAGUGACUUCAUUUGAUGACAGUAUAUUUGGUAAAGCAGGAGCUGCUUUGAAAAGUGUAUACAGAUCCCCUGAUGACAUCGACGUCUUCACCGGUGCAGUAGCUGAACAGCACGUGCAUGGCGGUGCAGUGGGCCCUCUCCUCGCUUGUCUGAUUGGUCAACAGUUCCAUGACCUGAAAUAUGGCGACUCAUUCUGGUUCGAAACAUCCCAUCCAAGAAAGGGCUUUACAUUAGGACAACUGUCUGAGAUCCGACGAAUGCGCUUUGCCAAAAUUCUUUGUAGGAAUUCAGGAGUGAAGUCUAUCCAAAGAGAUCCUUUUACAGUGUACUCAAAAGAAAGCAAUCCUUUGAUACCCUGCAACGAUCUUCCAACAAUCGAUUUAACCAAAUGGCGGAGAUGAGAGGUUGCUUGGCCUACCCUUAAGUUCAACAAAUAAACCCCGAAGACUUGAAACAUAACAUUUUGGUGUUCCACCGUGUAUAGCCCACACUACUAGUCCUGGUUUGUAAGAUGCCUAAAUCACAGAAUACAUUACAUUUUUGACAUUUGUGUUCAACUGUCUUCAUACUACAUAUGUAA